This is a messenger RNA of Podospora anserina S mat+, 957 nucleotides long. RefSeq lists its product as uncharacterized. Gene Ontology annotation, molecular function: protein binding. The record is from RefSeq and is a predicted model, not a curated record. Bases 1 to 957 code for a protein of 318 amino acids. The transcript has 3 exons. Lineage: Eukaryota; Fungi; Ascomycota; Sordariomycetes; Sordariales; Podosporaceae.
AUGACGACUGCCGAUCUUGAUGUGCUGCUCUCCAUGGGCUUUGAGCAGGCUCGUGCGGAAAUCGCCGCCAAGAAGACUGGAAACUUGCAACAAGCCCUUGAUUGGCUAGAGGCAAACCAGGAUAAGUCCUUGGAAGAGCUCCAGGCUCAAAACCAGGCCUCAGCUGAGGACGAAGAUGAAGAUACGACUGGUGCCAACAUCCCUUCUGGUGAGACCGCAAAGUCCUUGGUUUGCAACGAAUGUGGCAAGAAGUUCCGCAACCACGACCAAGCCACCUUUCACGCUACCAAGACAGACCACCAAGACUUCUCCGAGUCCACUGACGAGAUUGCCCCGUUGACAGAAGAGGAAAAGAAAGCUAGACUAGAAGAGCUUCGACAGAAGCUCGCUGCGAAGAGAGCCGUCCAGUCUGAGGCCGAGAAGGAAACCGCCAAGCGCAAUGAGCAGAUUCGUAUGAAGGCCACCAAGGACUCCCAAGAGCUCAAGGAGGAGCUUCAGCGCAAGGAGAGAAUCAAGGAGGCCGAGAGGAAGAAGCAAGAGAAGAUUGCCGAUGCCGAAGCCAAGAAGCGCAUCAAGGCAAAGAUCGAGGCCGACAAGGCAGAGAGAAAGCGCAAGGAGGAGGAGGCCAAGGCUCUCCGCGAGGGUAGAGCACCACAAGCCCCGGUUGUGGCUCCCGCCGCCCCAUUGUCUGCUCUGGGAGGUAGUUCUGCUUCAGGCUCGUCCGCCGCCACUGCUCGUCUCAGGAUUCAGACCAAGCAGAAGGGCAACUUGAUGAAGAUUUACCCAAGCGAAACGACUUUGUUCGAGGUGGCUCACGCUGUGGAAGAGGAGACUGGUGUUCCUGUGCAGAGCUUCCAGAUCAACUUCCCACGGAAGACAUUCGAGGCUGGCGUGGACUUUGGGUUGACAUUGAAGGAGGCCGGUUUUGUGCCCAGUGCUGCCAUCAUUGCCAACUAG